This is a messenger RNA of Diprion similis, 1488 nucleotides long. RefSeq names its product angio-associated migratory cell protein. The record is from RefSeq and is a predicted model, not a curated record. Gene Ontology annotation, molecular function: protein binding. The coding region runs from base 142 to 1380 and encodes 412 amino acids. The transcript has 7 exons. Lineage: Eukaryota; Metazoa; Arthropoda; Insecta; Hymenoptera; Diprionidae.
UAUGAGUAAUACCUAACCUAGACUGAUCCUUCCGUGUUUGAGUCGCGCGGUAUUCUAACCUCCACGAAACCGACACGCGUGCUAAUGAAGUAAAGCACAAUCUCACAUGGUCUCAUAAUCAUUUGAACGGUGAAUAGGAAGAUGACACUGACAGACACACCGCCGUCUUCUCCUUCUGUAGAAGUAGAAAUGGACGAGGAUGAGCUGGUAUACGUCGGAGAUGCUGACGAGGUUAUAGAAGCCCUCGAACGAGACGAGAGAAACGAAGACUCCGAGGAAGAGGCCGAAAGUUACGAGGAACAACCGAUCAAGGACGACGCCGCCUAUGUGUUUCGUAACCAUGACGGGUCUGUGUUCUGUGGAGCUUUGAAUAAAGAUGGAACGCUAGCUGCAACUGGCGGGGAAGAUGAUAAAGCGUAUGUCUGGGAGGUUUCCUCGGGACGAGUUGUACUUGAUUGCACCGGCCAUUCGGAUAGUGUUACCUUUACCGAAUUCAACCACGAUGGGUUUUAUCUGGCAACUGCGGAUAUGAACGGCAUUAUUCAGGUGUGGAAAAUGAGCAACAAGAUUCUUAUCUGGGACUACAACAUUGGCGAUAUGACGUGGAUGCGGUGGCACCCGAUGGCUAACAUUCUAUUCGCUGGAGCAUUAAGCGGUGAAUUAUACAUGUGGAAAAUACCUAGCGGAGAAUGUAAAAUAUUUCAGAGUCACGGUCAGCGGGUUGAACAAGGGGUUGUUAUGCGUGAUGGCAAACGGAUCACAGUUGGUUAUGAGGACGGUACACUAAGAAUAUUCGAUCUGAAAUCCGGAGCAGUACUGUCAUCGAUUUCCUCUGAAUUUGGCCAUAACUCCACGAUAACCGCCCUUGACUGUAACUCUGAUAAUAAUCUGCUAAUAUCAGGUGGAAUGGAUGGAAAAACUAUUCUCUCCACUUCGCAGUCUGGCAAGGUCACUUGUGUCCUUCAAGACCUGAAAGCAAACAUCUCUGCUGGUGGCGACGAAGAUGCUGAGGGUAACGCAGGAAAUUGGGUAGAAACGGUGUCAUUUUGCAAAGAUCCAGAGUAUCCAGUUGCUGCCACAGGCACAGUAAAUGGACAGAUAUUCAUUUGGGAUAUCGCAAAACAGAUGACUCGGCACGAGAUCCAGCAGGACAGUGGCAUAAGCAAGCUGGUUUGGCACCUGAAUACAACACGGUUGUACUCGUCGGGUCUUGACGGAGUGGUGAGAUCGUUUGACGCAAGAUCUGGUGAAGAGCUUCGCUCCUAUACGGGACAUCGCGCGGAUAUUCUCGAUUUGGUAAUCUCUCGCGAUGGAAAGACGAUGCUAACCACUUCGGAUGACUCCACUGCCCGGAUAUUCAAUAUCGGUGAUCCAAAUUGACGCAUAACAAAAGAGGAUUUAUUUCUAAUUGGCCCCAGAAACGCGAGUUUUCAUAUUUGAGAAAACGAUUUUCGAAUAACAUACGAUAGUGGAUAAUUACCCGUGAUU